GAAGAGAAAGGGCUUUGGGGGCGGGGCCUGAAGAAUUCGGACCUGGGAGUGAUGUGAUUGAAAAAAGCGUUUAUCAUACGAACUUCACUGGGCUUUUGUAAUGGUGAAAGGAAAUAACCCGUAAACGAUGCCAGGCACAUAGAGAGCACUGAGGAGAAGUUCACCGUUAUUGUUAUUCUUACAAUCCAUAAGUCCACACCAAAAACAAACUGCUGACUCCCCCCAGCCUGUCUCCCCAACUCUGCCAGAGGUAGCCCCACCGGUGCCCUUCCGUACAGACAGACCCAGGGUCUGACCUCCUCUCAGUUUCCACUGCUCACCUGGACCAGUGCAGUCAGCUCACCCCAUCCCCAGCUGCAUCCUCCAGACAGCAGAGGGGUCCUCCUGAAAUACAAAGAAAUCACUGCCUUCCUGGGACUUCUGUGCCAUGCAGGGGAAAGCCAGGACCCUGCUGUCGCCUCCCACCUUACUCCAAUAACCAGGCCCCUUCUUAAACACCCCAGGCUCCAUCCACCCUCUGUGCCUUUGCACUGGCUGUUCCCUCCACCUGCAGUACUCCUCCCCAGAUAUCUGCAUGCCUCUGUGUGUUCCCUUGCACGUAUGCUCACAUGUCUUUUCCCCGGUGAGGUCUCUCUUGCCCUCUGUUUAAAAUGCAGCCUUCCCCCCUGACACACACAUGUAAGAACCAAGGGCAGGUAUUGGGUCCUUUUCAUUCCUCAGGGUGACCCAGCAUCCAGCAUGGCAUUCAGCACCCUGCAGGCACUUGGCAAAGGCAAGCCAGUCCUCCCUGUCACUUCCUCCUUCAGGUGGUCAUUCUCUUCCUCAGGUGACUGUUCUCAGUGUGUGACCUGUGGCAGGUGGGCACAAUGGAUCUAGCUUAUGUCUGCGAGUGGGAGAAGUGGCCCAAGAGCACCCACUGUCCGUCAGUGCCCCUGGCCUGUGCCUGGUCCUGCCGCAACCUCAUCGCUUUCACCACGGACCUCCGGAAUGAUGACCAGGACCUGACCCGCCUGAUCCACAUUCUGGACACGGAGCAUCCCUGGGACGUGCACUCCAUCAGCUCUGAGCACAGCGAAGCCAUCACCUGCCUCGAGUGGGACCAGUCAGGUGAGGGCGGGGCUGGUAAGGUUGGUAGGGUCCUCUGUGAACCCUCGCUCACUCCCCUGCAGUCAGGUGCCUCCAGCUUCGGGGAGAAGUUCUCCCGAGUCAAGUUCUCACCGUCGCUCACUCUGUUUGGGGGCAAGCCCAUGGAGGGCUGGAUCGCAGUGACAGUCAGCGGCCUGGUCACUGUGUCCCUACUGAAGCCCAGCGGGCAGGUGCUGACAUCGACGGAGAGCCUGUGCCGGCUGCGUGGCCGUGUUGCCCUGGCCGACAUUGCCUUCACGGGUGGCGGCAACAUUGUGGUGGCCACGGCGGAUGGCAGCAGCGCCUCCCCCGUGCAGUUCUACAAGGUGUGCGUGAGUGUGGUUAGCGAGAAGUGUCGCAUCGACACCGAGAUCCUGCCCUCGCUCUUCAUGCGCUGUACCACCGACCUCAACCGCAAGGACAAGUUCCCCGCCAUCACCCACCUCAAAUUCCUGGCCCGAGACAUGUCUGAGCAGGUGCUCUUGUGCGCUUCCAGCCAGACAAGCAGCAUCGUGGAGUGCUGGUCCCUGCGGAAGGAGGGGCUCCCCGUGAACAACAUCUUCCAGCAGAUCUCUCCUGUAGUUGGCGACAAGCAGCCCAUGAUUCUCAAAUGGCGGAUCCUGUCAGCCACCAACGACUUGGAUCGAGUGUCUGCCGUGGCACUACCCAAGCUGCCCAUCUCGCUCACCAACACUGACCUGAAGGUGGCCAGCGACACGCAGUUCUACCCUGGCCUUGGGCUAGCCCUGGCCUUCCAUGACGGUAGCGUCCACAUCGUGCACCGGCUGUCACUGCAGACCAUGGCCAUCUUCUUCAGCUCCACAGCUCCGCGCUCCAUGGAUGAGCCAGCAAUCAAGCGCCCUCGGACCACGGGCCCCACCGUCCACUUCAAGGCCAUGCAGCUGUCCUGGACCUCCCUGGCCCUCGUGGGCAUUGACAACCAUGGGAAGCUGAGCAUGCUGCGCAUCUCGCCCUCCAUGGGCCACACGCUGGAUGUGAACCUGGCCCUGCGGCACCUGCUUUUCCUGCUGGAGUACUGCAUGGUGACUGGCUAUGACUGGUGGGACAUCCUGCUGCACGUGCAGCCCACCAUGGUGCAGAGCCUGGUGGAGCGGCUGCACGAGGAGUACACGCGCCAGAAAGCUGCCCUUCAGCAGGUCCUCUCCACCCGGAUCCUGGCCAUGAAGGCUUCGCUCUGCAAGCUGUCGCCCUGCACCGUGACCCUCGUGUGCGACUACCACGCCAAGCUCUUUCUCAUCGCCAUCAGCUCCACUCUCAAGUCCUUGCUGCGCCCACACAUCCUCAACACCCCCGACAAAAGUCCCGGCGACCGGCUGACCGAGAUCUGCGCCAAGAUCACAGAUGUUGAUAUCGACAAGGUCAUGAUCAACCUCAAAACAGAGGAGUUUGUCCUGGACAUGAACACACUUCAGGCCCUGCAGCAGCUCCUGCAAUGGGUGGGCGACUUCGUGCUCUACCUGCUGGCCAGCCUGCCCAACCAGGGCGCCCCUCUGCGGCCUGGGCAUAGCUUCCUGCGGGACGGCACCUCGCUCGGCAUGCUGCGGGAGCUGAUGGUCGUCAUCCGCAUCUGGGGCCUGCUGAAGCCCAGCUGCCUGCCCGUGUACACAGCCACCUCUGACACUCAGGACAGCAUGUCCCUGCUCUUCCGCCUGCUCACCAAGCUCUGGAUUUGCUGCCGUGAUGAGGGCCCCACAAGUGAGCCAGACGAGACCCUCGUUGAUGAGUGCUGCCUGCUGCCCAGCCAGCUGCUCAUUCCCAGCUUGGACUGGCUGCCCGUCAGUGACGGCCUGGUCAGCCGCCUGCAGCCCAAGCAGCCCCUGCGUCUGCACUUCGGCAAGGCUCCCAUUCUCCCUGGCAGCGCCACCACCUUGCAGCUGGAUGGCCUUAUCAGGGCAACGGGCCAGCCCAAGAUUGACCACCUGCGGCGGCUGCACUUGGGAGCCCACCCCACGGAGGAGUGCAAGGCCUGUACGAGGUGUGGCUGUGUGACCAUGCUCAAGUCGCCCAACAAGACAACAGCUGUCAAACAAUGGGAACAGCGCUGGAUCAAGAACUGCCUGUGUGGGGGGCUCUGGCGGCGGAUGCCCCUCAGCUGCCCUUGACUGGGGCCCCCAAGCCCUGUAAAUAGAUUCCUGAUGGAUUUUAUAGGAAGGUGAUUCUGUCCCUUCGCCAGUGACAGCAUUCCACACACGCAGGACCUUUAUUCGUGCAUUAAAAAAUGGUCAUCCGUGGCCCUGGCCAGGUAGCUCAGCUGGUUAGAGCGUGGUCCCCACACAGCAAGGUCGGGGGUUGAGUCCCUAGUCAGGGCACAUACACGAAUUAGCCAAGGAACGCGUAAGUGGAAUAACAGUCGAUGUUUCUCUCCCUCUAAAAAUCAAUAAAUUUUUUUUAACUAGUCA
Messenger RNA from Myotis brandtii (Brandt's bat), 3545 nucleotides. It is a transcript of the gene MED16, whose product is annotated as mediator complex subunit 16. The transcript has 13 exons. The record is from RefSeq and is a predicted model, not a curated record. Gene Ontology annotation, biological process: positive regulation of DNA-templated transcription. Gene Ontology annotation, cellular component: mediator complex. Lineage: Eukaryota; Metazoa; Chordata; Mammalia; Chiroptera; Vespertilionidae. Bases 867 to 3248 code for a protein of 793 amino acids.